CUCGCCGGCGGCCACAGCGCAGACUCGACUUCACUCGCUCGCAGUUCGCUCCGCGCCCUCUGCAACCAUGUCUGACAAACCCGAUAUGGCUGAGAUUGAGAAGUUCGAUAAGUCGAAAUUGAAGAAAACGGAAACGCAAGAGAAAAAUCCACUGCCUUCGAAAGAAACGAUUGAACAGGAGAAGCAAGCAGGCGAGUCGUAAUGAAGCGUGUGCCGCCAGUAUGCACUGUACAUUCCACAAGUAUUGCCUUCUUAUUUUACUUCUUUUAGCUGUUUAACUUUGUAAGAUGCAAAGAGGUUGGAUCGAGUUUAAAUGACUGUGCUACCCCUUUUCACAUCAAAGAAUAGAGAGCUACUGACAACGUAGGCCGCGCCUGCCUCUCCCAUCUGCCUGUGUGGCUGGCAGGGAAGGAAAAGAACUUGCAUGUUGGUGAAGGAGGAAGCUGGGUGGGACGACAGUGAAAUCUAGAGUAAAAAGUUGGUCCAAGGUGUUCUGCGGGCUGUAAAAUGCAGUUUAAUCAGAGUGCCAUUUUUUUUGUUGUUCAAAUGAGUUUAAUUAUUGGAAUGCACAAUUUUUUUAAUAUGCAAAUAAAAAGUUUUAAAACCUGAAAAAAAAAAA
This is a messenger RNA of Capra hircus (goat), 619 nucleotides long. RefSeq names its product thymosin beta-4. The record is from RefSeq and is a predicted model, not a curated record. The transcript has a single exon. Lineage: Eukaryota; Metazoa; Chordata; Mammalia; Artiodactyla; Bovidae. Gene Ontology annotation, biological process: actin filament organization; regulation of cell migration. Gene Ontology annotation, molecular function: actin monomer binding. Gene Ontology annotation, cellular component: cytoplasm. The coding region runs from base 68 to 202 and encodes 44 amino acids.